Molecule: messenger RNA, 1969 nt
Organism: Glycine soja
Lineage: Eukaryota; Viridiplantae; Streptophyta; Magnoliopsida; Fabales; Fabaceae
Exons: 1
Coding region: 467-1090 (207 amino acids)
Source: RefSeq, a predicted model, not a curated record
UCUCUGCAGAGAGUCACAGACCCAGACACGCACAGAAGGAUGCAAGUCAAACUCAUUAGUCCUUUUCCUCUCCUAAAUUUGUAUUAAAGAGCUUAAUCACAUAAACAAAUCCUGAUCUGCCUUAAACUCCAGAUAAAAGUUAAACAAUGGUCCAUAAUUGUCUUUGUUCUCUUCGUUUGUUGUGUUUACCUGUCUUCGAUGAGGCUCCUUCUCUGCAAUGAUUUCUUCUAUUCCACUUUGUCAUCUUGUUAAUUGUUAUUUAUUUAUUUAUUUACUCUAGAGGACCAAGUAAAAGGGUUUCAAAUUGCACAUGAUCUUCUUGUAUAUUUGGCAAGCUCAAAGUCACAAGUUAAACCACUCAAAACACUUUGCAAACCCAUUCACAUCUUAACAAAUUCAUUCACAUCUUACUUCUAAGCAUAUUCAUUCACAUCUUUGCUCUGCCCCAUAUCAUCAUCUGAGAAAUAUGAGCAGUGAAAAUCAUCACCAUUCCCAUCAUUACUUUUACCAUCAGAACCUGCAUAUCCAUCACAGAAGCACAUUCCUGCCAAUGCUAUGUUCAAGGCCAUCCAUCAAAGAUGUGAGUCUUCCACAGUGGAGAGAGCAACUAGGAUCCUUCUCCAAUGACCCUUUGUCCCCAAGAAUUGGUUGCAUGGGCCAGGUGAAGAGGCACAACAAAAUAGUUGGACUCCUCACCACCAAAAGUAACACCACCAGCAUCUCCAUUUCCCCUAGUGUUAAGUAUUCCAAGCUCAAAAAACUCUUCUCUGGCAAAAACUUAGGCACCAGCAUCAUCAAUGCUACUGCUCCUACUGCCACCAGCUGUGGAAGUAGGCCGCGAGGGACGGUGAAUAGCGUAAAUGUGCCCAGGAACCACAGGCACAGGAGUAGUAAGAAUGAGAAUGUUGUUCCCAUAAGCGUUGAAAAUAUGGAUCCUCCUCUGCCUGUGAUCAAGAGAGUGCAGAAGCCUGAGGAAGAUAGACAACUGGAUAAUCUUUGGAAAAGAAGGUCAGGUGGGGCUGCAUUGAAAAGUUUGCAGCUUCAACAGAUCCACCAUUCAAGACAUCAUCCUCAGCUUACAAGUGUUUGAUGGGUGAUCAGAUAAGCCAGAUGCAAAAUUCUUCUUUUUUUCUUUCUUUCUCUUUGUCACUUGAAAAUUUCAUAUCAGAUAUGAUCUAAAUGGCAUGUUUUUAGUUUUCGUGCUGUUUGAUUUCCUGUAGUAUCUCACAAGGAGGUGGUGCAGAAUAUUUUAGUUAUAUGGUAUUCAAUAUAUCAGAGAAGAUUAUAGAUCCCAGGCUUGUAUGUAUUCCAAAAUUAACCCAAAGAACCUUCAAUUGAGGUUUCUUUGUAGAAGUGGCGAGUUUUGUGCUAAGAUAUUAGCAAAAUUGAUUUUGGUUUGUGAAGAUACAAAUUGUGAUCUGGAAAAUACCAUUAGUGGCAACACAUAUCAGCAACAUGAUGCAGACAAUUGAUCACAUUACAAGCAUCAGUGUCUCACAAAGGAAAGCCCUUGUUCAUUAAUGAAAUUAAUGAUUUAUUAUGCUGGAUAAAGUGGGAGGAUCACUCAAGACAUAAAAGAUUACAAGUCAACAUCAUUAUCCAGUGGUAAGAGCAAUAUUUAAUGUAAGAAAGGUCAACCAUGGAAACGGCAUGAGGCAACAAAAUGCUACUGAAUUGAAUUUCAGUCUUCAGGAAUAAAAAGCAAGUAAUCAACUAUGUCAAGGAAUUAGUUUCUCAAUGUUCAUUUCCGGAAGCAACUCAUCACAAUAUUGUUUGAAUGUCUCUAGUCCCAUGAUGGCAAUUUUAUUUCUUAAGAAUUUGUGUUGGACCUAAAUCAAUCCCACAAAACAUCUGUAUAGUGAGGACUGUCCAAGCCUUAUAAGCAUUGGUCAUAUAUCUAGUCAAUGUAAAUUCUCCACAUUGUUCAAAGAAACACGAAAUUCAUCAAUGAAAAUUGUAGACUUGUAUU